Drosophila busckii is the source of this 720-nucleotide messenger RNA. RefSeq lists its product as uncharacterized. Lineage: Eukaryota; Metazoa; Arthropoda; Insecta; Diptera; Drosophilidae. Bases 1 to 720 code for a protein of 239 amino acids. The record is from RefSeq and is a predicted model, not a curated record. The transcript has 5 exons.
AUGCUGUUCAUGCAGUCCUAUUUCUUUUGCGCAUCCGUGCGCUUGGGCGUUAUAAUUAUCAGCAUAUUUGCUAUGGCCAAAAGCAUUGUUGUUAUGUAUAUUAUCCUAACGCAUGGCAUUGACUUUUUGCCCAUGAUGAUUGACAAAUUUGACACAGAGUCUGCGUACAGAGAAAGUUAUUUUAUGGUUAAGGAUACUAUAGACUGGAUGGAGCAAGAUCCCAAAGUAGCAACUGUUCUACUGCAAGUCUAUAGCAUAAGUCACAUAGUAUCUUGUUUAGCAGCUGCCUAUGGCGCUUACAAACUUAAGAAACUGUUUGUCUUGCCGCUUGCCUGCUUUGAGUUCACUUACCUGCUGCAAAUAGUAGCCAUGGUCAUAUUAUUUCUGCGCAUCAGCAGACAUUUUUUAAAUCUGAGCAGCUUAAUCUUAGUUACACUUAUAGCCACUGCCUAUGCAAUACUUGUAUUUUACGAUUUGUUUGCUUUAUUGGCAUUUGUGCAAAUUGUAACAUUGGUCAGCAGCAAACGCUAUCAACAAUUCUAUGGAACGAAUCCCUUUAAGCCAUGUUUACUGAGAACACAACAAGCAAAGCUAAAAUGCUCGUUACCGCAGCACAAUUCCGAGAAACUAACUGAAUAUGCAAAGUACUUUCAGCCAGCAGAGCUAAUGAAUGACAUAAUGUUGCGUAAUGCUUUGCGUAAAGCUAUAUUGAUUGCUUAA